UGUAGUAGACGUAGCUUAUCCGAACCAUAGUAAAAAUAUUCCAUAUUUCAGUCUCUCAGCAGGCAUCGAAGCGAAGCUGGAAGAAAACCGAUAGAAACUGAACGAGCAUGCGUUUAUGUAUUACAGAAUGAAUUAUAAGAUAACAUCGUUCCCGGAUAAAACACCGAUUUUCGCUCAGGCUGCUGGUUUCAAAGUCGCAUGGGAAUUACCAACAAAUAACAUCUUGGACAAUCGCGUUGGCAGAUCCCUUUCGGAGAUCCACAAAUCCGCGAAGCUAGUUUACCAAAGUCACGGUUUUGACGGGCACUCUUGUCUCUUGAAGAACAUUUGCCAUAUUCUAGAGUACGUUAAACGAAAUGACGGCGUUAUUGCGAAGAUAUUGAAAUUAUUCGUCGGGCCGUACAUUAAUAACGACACGUCGACCAAUCCUGGAUCGUCGGAUUUCUGUCGCGUUCAUCUAGAAAAUUGUCCAUUACAGUUUCAAGGGGUCAACGCUUUUUCCAACAGGAUUUACGAUCUUUGAUAAUGUUAUUUCUAGAUCAAGAGGAUUCUACAUUUACGAUUUUCUAUUCAAUUCUAUUUCGAAAAUAUAUUAAGUCGUUUAGUAUGGGACGAUCGAUUACUAUAAUUACUUUCAGUUCGAGAUUUGA
Messenger RNA from Polistes canadensis, 650 nucleotides. RefSeq lists its product as uncharacterized. NCBI's taxonomy places the organism in Eukaryota, Metazoa, Arthropoda, Insecta, Hymenoptera, Vespidae. The record is from RefSeq and is a predicted model, not a curated record. Bases 116 to 523 code for a protein of 135 amino acids. The transcript is spliced from 4 exons.